AUGGAGUCGUCGAAAAGGCCUCCACCGUCAGACACCAACAUCUCUCAAGCCCCACAACCUGGCGUCAAGGUGGGCCUGACGACUAGUGUUGAUGGUGAAGGUGGCAGCAGUGAUGGUGGUCCCCCCGAGCCCGACUCGGACGAGGUACUGAACCCUCUGCAGGUGUUGUUGCAAGCCGGUCUUCUGGCCACGGGGGCGCUAUCCGCAGCCUGGCUGGUGGACAGACGGACCUCCAGCCUCCUGGCCGGUGUCGAGGGCGUCGAGCCCGUGACGGAGCUGCAGGCCGGUGUUUCUGCUGGCCGAGUAAGUGACAGACACGUUUGA
Messenger RNA from Protopolystoma xenopodis, 324 nucleotides. Lineage: Eukaryota; Metazoa; Platyhelminthes; Monogenea; Polystomatidea; Polystomatidae. The record is from the annotation of a GenBank genome assembly.